AAUAUGGAGAGUUCCUACACUGUAAAUCUAAAAAGUUUACCGAUUUUGAUGAAAUUCGUCAGGAGAUUGAAGCAGAAACAGAACGGGCCACAGGAACAAACAAGGGCAUUUCUCCAGUUCCAAUUAAUCUUCGGGUAUAUUCUCCAAAUGUCCUUAACUUGACUUUGAUUGACCUUCCGGGCAUCACAAAAGUUCCUGUAGGUGACCAGCCCCACGACAUAGAAUACCAGAUCAAGGAUAUGAUUAUGCAGUUCAUCAGCAGGGAUAGCUGCCUCAUCCUGGCUGUGACACCAGCUAACUCGGACUUGGCCAACUCUGAUGCAUUGAAAUUGGCUAAAGAAGUGGAUCCACAAGGUUUGCGGACAAUUGGUGUUAUAACCAAGCUUGAUUUAAUGGAUGAAGGCACAGAUGCUAGAGACAUAUUGGAGAACAAGCUGUUACCCUUGAGAAGAGGGUACAUUGGGGUUGUGAAUAGGAGUCAGAAGGAUAUAGAUGGUAAGAAGGACAUCAGAGCUGCUCUUGCUGCUGAAAGGAAAUUCUUUUUAUCUCAUCCGUCCUAUCGGCACGUAGCAGACAGAAUGGGAACACCUCACCUGCAGAAAACCUUAAACCAGCAACUAACAAAUCAUAUACGGGAGACAUUGCCAGCCUUGCGAACUAAAUUACAGAGCCAGCUGCUCUCCUUGGAAAAGGAGGUGGAGGAAUAUAAGAAUUUCCGGCCUGAUGACCCCACCAGAAAAACCAAAGCCCUACUACAGAUGGUCCAGCAGUUUGGAGUUGACUUUGAAAAGAGGAUUGAGGGCUCUGGAGACCAGGUGGAUACUGUGGAACUUUCAGGAGGUGCCAGGAUAAACCGAAUCUUUCAUGAGAGAUUCCCAUUUGAGCUGGUGAAGAUGGAAUUUGAUGAAAAAGAUUUACGCAGAGAAAUUAGCUACGCCAUCAAGAACAUCCAUGGUGUGAGGACGGGUCUGUUCACCCCAGAUAUGGCUUUUGAGGCCAUAGUGAAGAAGCAGGUGGUCAAGCUGAAGGAGCCCUGCCUAAAAUGUGUGGACCUAGUCAUACAGGAACUUAUAAAUACCGUACGUCAGUGUACCGCCAAGCUUGCCUCUUACCCAAGACUUAGGGAGGAAAGUGAGAGGAUUGUUACAACAUAUAUACGAGAGAGGGAAGGAAAAACAAAAGAUCAGAUAUUACUGUUAAUAGACAUUGAGCUGUCUUACAUCAACACAAAUCAUGAAGAUUUUAUUGGAUUUGCCAACUGUUACUAUACAGAGCAGACGAUUCCAGGUGCACAACAGAGGAACACGCAGCACAACAAAAAGCGAGCAAUUCCUAACCAGGUGAUCAGGAGAGGCUGGUUAACCAUAAAUAACAUCAGCAUCAUGAAAGGAGGCUCAAAAGAAUAUUGGUUUGUGCUAACGGCAGAGUCUCUGUCCUGGUACAAGGAUGAUGAGGAGAAAGAGAAAAAAUAUAUGCUGCCUCUUGAUAACCUGAAGAUCAGAGAUGUUGAAAAAGGUUUCAUGUCCACCAAGCACAUAUUUGCAAUCUUCAACACAGAGCAGAGGAAUGUGUAUAAAGAUUUGCGGCAGAUAGAGCUUGCAUGUGAUUCACAAGAAGAUGUGGACAGUUGGAAAGCAUCAUUCCUUAGAGCAGGAGUGUACCCUGAAAAAGACCAGGCAGAAAAUGAUGAUGAUGUUCAGGAAAACACCUUUUCCAUGGACCCACAGCUGGAGAGGCAGGUGGAGACCAUUCGAAACCUAGUGGACUCCUACAUGGGAAUUGUCAACAAGUCAAUUCGAGAUCUUAUGCCAAAGACCAUAAUGCACCUUAUGAUUAACAAUGCAAAAGAAUUCAUCCACUCAGAGCUUUUAGCUUAUAUCUAUUCCUCUUCCGAUCAAAACAGCCUGAUGGAAGAGUCUGCAGACCUGGCUCAGCGACGGGACGAAAUGCUCAGGAUGUAUCAUGCACUGAAAGAGGCUUUGAACAUAAUUGGUGAUUUAAGUACAAGCACUAUUACCACGCCUGUACCACCACCUGUGGAUGACACGUGGCUGCAAAAUACUAACAGUGGGCACAGCCCAACAGUGCAAAGAAGGCCAGUAGCCACUGUCCACCCUCCUAGCCGACCCCCUGCAGUUAGGGGUCCAACCCCUGGGCCUCCACUCAUCCCUGUGCCAGUUGUAAGCGCUGGCUAUGUGGCUCCUCCUAUCCCAUCUCGCCCUGGUCCUCAAGGGCCUUUUGGUGGUGUUAACAAUGACCCAUUCUCUGCACCUCCCCUGAUUCCAUCCCGCCCAGCACGUAUCCCACCUGCAUUUCCUCCAGGGGUGCCCAGCCGAAGACCUCCCGCCGCCCCAACACGACCCACCAUAAUCCGACCAGCAGAGUCCUCCUUACUAGACUAAACAUCUCGAGGGGCCCCAAGGGUAUUAGAGAGAUUACAGCUCUGGAAUUAUCUCUUGAGGGAGAGGGGAUUGUAUUCAGAAUAUUUCUGUCUCCUCCAUUUUCAGACACUGUGUCGACCCAGGCGUAUAAUCGGGCCGCAAAAUAGAAUUAAAUCAGGACAAAAUAUGUACAUGUUACAUCACCAACUGGUUUCAGUCAGACAUAGUAGAAUGGAAGAAUCUAAAAUGACUGUGUUUUUGUGAUAUUGGUUAAAAAUUCUUACCAUAAAGCACAAAUGAGGUGAAUAAAUAAACCAAUAAAGCAGUUUUAACGAUCCUGUAAAAGGGUAAAUUAAGAGAGGGUUUUGCCAUGUUGAGUUGUGAGUACUAGGAAGCAACGGAGUUUGCUGUGACCAAUAUUUUGACUUCUAUGAACUUCACAGGAAGUAGCCAAUUUAGAGCAUAUGGCCCUGACAGAAGUAACAAACGCAAUGAUUCUCUCUGUGUCCCAUUAUUACUAUACUUCACACAUUUCAAUUACACAAACUUUGUCAAUUACAUGACAGCUUCAGAUAUUCCAUUUUGUUCUAUCACAUUUGUUUCCUUGUCAACAACUGCAAGCAGAUGGCAAAAUAAAACCCCACUCAAAAUGGCUUCCCCUUAUCCCAUAUGGCUUCUUGUCUAUUACUUUAGCAUUACAUAUGAAAGUGACUGCAUUCAUUGGUACUUCCUGUGGAUUAGACAUAAAAGUUAAAAUAAGUUCUAGAUAACCUUGCUACUUUUUUUUCCUUUCAAAUAUUUCUGUUCCAAAAUGGCAUCACCCUGGUUUGCACAAAGAUUUGAUAUAUAACACCAUACCCUAUUUUUCAUUUGUGGUUGUUUAAAUUUGUUUUUGUAACACAGAGUCUAACUCAGAUAGUCGUAGUGAGUAACAAAAUGCAGAAUUUACGAAAAAGUGGUUGAAAAGUAUAACUUCCAAGGGGAGAAAAGCACUUUUUGUAUAUGACUUCUGCAAUAUUAAAGAUCCCAUACAUUUUUUUCACCUUUUAGAAUUUACUCUUCUGUCCUCCAUAACCUUAUGUACAGAUUUGGGUUGUUUAAAAAUCCUCAUUAAUUUCCUGUAUGUUUAAUGGCAAGUAAAUCUACUGUCCUGCACAUUUUUCCUGUAAAUAUAGUGUUUGAUUCUCUUAUCAGUGCCUUUAUGCUCUUUGUGGAGAGUUGAAGUGAGUGUAACAGAAAAUAAAUUGUGGAAAUACUCAGGACAUUGCAGAAUUGAACAAGGAAUUGCAGGCUCCCUUCGUUGUACAGGGUUAGCAAACUACUACUAAUAUGUUGUCACCAUAAUAAUAGUUAUAGGUGUAUAUAGUUAAAGCAGUGCCUAGACAUGAGUGUUGGAUAUGAUUUUAAGUAAACAAUCUCUCAUAGGAUGUUCGGUCUCUGACAAUUGUCCUCCAUUCUGAUGGAAAUGCCUUCCCAAAUUGAUUCAUAUGAAUUAAUAAAUUGAGUAUGAUUUAUCUCACACUGAGUAGUAGUAGUAUUGAGAUAAUCAUAGGGUAUAUGGUUUGCUCCCUUUUGGUGAAACUGGAAACUCUUAUGUUUUUAGAAUUUAUUUUUCUUCCUGUAUCUCUGUCUCUCUUUCCUACUAGCUUCAUUUAUGUUGUUUCUAUUUGGAGUUAGAUUGUGUAGGCUGUAGCUAAGCUCCAUUUUUUUUGUUUUUUUUUUAAGAAAGGUACAAUCCUUCUUGUUAUAGUGGGCUUGCUUCCAACCCUACUAUGCUAGUGAUCUGGCAUACCAGAAUAACCACCGUGUUUGCUCCCAGGUCACCACUAGUUUGUAAUUUAUUUACUUCUCAGGACAGGGUAAACUGUGAAGAAACAAGCAAUGUUUGUUUGCAUAUUUUAUACUUUUUAUACUUCAGUCAUCUAUAGAUUUUGUCCUGCACUAUUUGCUGGUGGUGCAAUUUUUGAGUAUUGCGUCUUUGUUUUAUUUUAGGAUGGAAUUAAUGAGCCUGGCUCAUAGUUAAAGUAGCCAUUAUCCCUUUAGCAAGUACUAUGAAAAAAAUAAAAAAUUAGAAAGCAAAGAUUAAUAAUUCCAAGAUGCCACAAGUCAAAUUUAAUGAUACUGUUGAUUACUUAUUUAUUUUUAAGUUUAGAGGUGUCCCCUGGCAGAACAGAAUAGCUUCAGGGGGGUUGGGGGCUUAUUUCAGACUUUACUGUCUUUUUAGAAAAUUUAUUUUGAAAGAAUGAAUUGUAUUGUCAAACAUCUAAACAAGUUUGAUUUAUAUGAAGGAUUCCAUUUUCAGAAUAGAGAUCCUUUAUUAUGGCAUCCUUGCUCUAAAGUAGGCCAAAUUAUGACUGCUAUAGUUCCAAAGGAUACUUAUCACCUUCUAGUCUACUUUAUAUUCGUCCCAUUUGCUCUAGAGCACUUUCAUUUCCAGUUUCACAUUCUAUUUUUAGGCUGACAUAACUCCUAAGGGACUUUAACAAGACUCUUGCUGAUCAGCAAAUAAAAAUGUAACCUCAAGUCAUUUGAAACCUGGAUAAAAUGUUUUAGACACAAGAAAUAAGUGUCAUAAAUUAUUAGUGAUUCUGGUUGUUGGGAAUCCUGAUUGACUGACUGAUUGUCUUGACCCAAGAGCUUACUUUUUUAUGUACUGCUCUAUAAUGGAUUAAUUUUGAAUGGUUUCAAAGGAGACCGUUCAAUCUAUGCCUAACUCUGUGGGACUGCUGUCCCACAAAUCUAUCUUAGUGGAUCCAUUUUCUCACAAACAGAUGAAAUACCGUUGCUGUUUAUGGAAAGCAGGUAUUCUGGGUGAAAGAUUUCUGAAACCCUAACUGGUCAAAUUGUGUGGUAUAAUUUGGAUUUACCUCCGAGCUCAAGAGGCGUCUCUUCCAAUACAUUUUCUGCAACACAAAGCUGAAAUUCUAUGCUGCUUUGUUUUUCCAACAUGUUUUGAUUCAGUCCAACAAUGUGACAUCCUUGGCUGCUUAUCCAUCAGGUAUAAGUUCACGGCAGGUCUAUAAUUUUGACGGUUGCAUGAAUUUUCAUGUGGCAAAGAUAACUCUGCUAAGAAAGUGAUAGAUCUACACUUGUGGUUUUCUAACGUUUUGCAAGUAAUGGGGAAAGUAUAGAUCUUAUUGCUGUAAAAAGAAUUGCUGCAGGUACAGUUUCAGAAUCAAGGGAUAUUUUGCAUUUGCUGCCGAUGCUAGGAGUAUUCCUGGUUCAGACAGGAGUUAUUUCCUCUUAGCACUAUCCUUACUCCCCAAAACACACAUGGGACUGCCUAACCCCUAUACUUUAGCCUCUGGAUAAGCAUAAAACUAUCCUUUGCCUCUAGCCCACUGUAUGAAAUGUUGCUUUUCAGACCUGGCUUGUGUGGCAGUAGAGAUUUACUGAGUAUUUUCCUUUUGAAUUUCUCCAAGAUGAUUAUAUAGGGAGUUAUCAUUCCACUUUCUGUUGAUGCAGGUUUCUGUGCAUUAUGUGGAGCCAUUGGGGGAGUUUUCACAUAUUUACUUAUCCUUCUAGUUUCUAGAAAUGUUUGCUUUUUUCAGGCAUCCUAUUCUUCCUAGGACUUAAAUUUAAUUUAUUUAAUUCUAAAUGAUGCAUAAUUAUCUGUAGAAUACCUAGAUAUAAGGUAUACACCAUACCCUACUUUGAUAUGACACUACAUUAUAUGAAGAAAUUGAUUUUAAUAGUUAUUUUAGGGGCAGCUGUUAGUCUAUAUAUCAUCCUUUUCAUUUAAUAACAAUAUGCAAAUGUCUGUUAUUUGUAGCCCCAAGUCAUGUAUUAAAUACACCUACGCAAUGGAUCUUUUUCUCCAACCAAACAGGUGUUUCUUUGGUGUUCGAAUUGUAUUUGAGAUUAAUCUUCUAUUGUUUACCGCUAGUUAAAAUGUAAUGGAUGAAAAUGCAAUUAUAGUGAUACCUCAAAAAAGGACUGUGGUAUUAAAUAUCUGAAAAAAUCUUAGUUGGAUGUGGCAAAACUGUUUAAAUUUGGACAUUUUAACAAAACAAACAAAAAAAUAUAUAUAUUUGAUUGGAAAAUUGCAACUUUUAAAAAAAAUAUUUGAGCAUAUUAAUGGGGCACUUUUAAGUCAUCAAGAAAAGGUAGUUUGUGAAACAUUUUUUUUUCCUGCUAGUGGAUUAUAAGUGUUUUCUUUACCUCAGAAACUGAGUCACUGUCAGUGUUCUAUGAAUGUGUAUUGACAGCAGCUUUUUUGGAUCCUUUUAUAACAACUAAAUCUAGCCUGCUACACUCAGUGUGUAAGAUAAACUUCCCAUGCAUAAAGCACAGAAUUGUUUGGAGAAUGAAGAAAGCGAUUUUAUAGGCUGUGGCCUGUUUCUCUACAAGGCGUUGCUAUGUUAUUUUACUGACAAUGGAUCAAAACCGUUUACAUCUAAAUGCCCUGAUUAUAUGGUUACAUUUUUAAGGUUAGAUACUUCUGGUGAGUCUCGUUAUCUUUUAAUUGCAUUCUUGCUCUCUCACAAUGCUCAGUAACCCAUAGAUAGCACUUCUUUUCCAUGUAGAUUUCAGAGUCUGUGGUGAAACUUUUCCUGAAUUGAACCUCUGAUCAAGCACUUUGAAGUCUAAUGACAACACUAACAUCAGAGGUGGUACACAGGGAAAGGAAUUCAUGAUUCAAAUAUAAUUUGCCAUUAAGAAACCAGUUGAUACUAACAAAAUGAGGAUUUUUAAAACAAAGCAAAAAAACGAUGUGGACAGAUAUUAGAUCAAUUGUGCACUGUCUAUAUUUGUGACAACAUUCAUCUCCUAUGCAACGAGGGACCUGCAAUUUUGUAAAAUAUCUCUGUACACUCAUAGCCCUAAUGGUGGACGAGCUGCUUUGUAUGAUGCCAAGUGUUUGUAUACACUGUUGAUGAACAUACUGCACUGUGUAAUAAUGGGGUGUGUAGAGAACAUUGGUAAUGAACAGGCUACACUGUAUAGUGAAGAGUAUCCUGUAGGUUUGUUAGUAAAGGUCAGGAGUAUCAUACUGCUAUUUAUUACAGCUUGUUGAUUCCCAACUGGAUGUUCUUAUUGUGAUUUGAAAUUACUUUAAAUAUAAAUUUGCAAAUUAACAGAGGAUCAGCGUGUCAUUGAUAUUUUUGUGCAUUCAGAAGAGCGGUUGCUAUGUGACCACCUAGAUGAAAUGUGUAAAAGUGCCUCCUUCACUCUGUACCUUAUUAAUAAACUAAAAAUAAAGGGAACUUUAUUUUUCUGGUCA
Bombina bombina (fire-bellied toad) is the source of this 7605-nucleotide messenger RNA. Its product is annotated as dynamin-2. NCBI's taxonomy places the organism in Eukaryota, Metazoa, Chordata, Amphibia, Anura, Bombinatoridae. The record is from RefSeq and is a predicted model, not a curated record. Gene Ontology annotation, molecular function: GTP binding; microtubule binding; GTPase activity. Gene Ontology annotation, cellular component: cytoplasm; membrane; microtubule.